Thlaspi arvense is the source of this 3025-nucleotide messenger RNA. Lineage: Eukaryota; Viridiplantae; Streptophyta; Magnoliopsida; Brassicales; Brassicaceae. The record is from the annotation of a GenBank genome assembly.
CUUGCAGAAAAAUACACACACGUAAUAGAAUAUUCUCAACGCGCCUGUAGCUUCUUCCUUUUUUACUUCGUCACGAGGGUAAUCGAUCUCUUCUUCUCUCCUCUCUCUCUCUCUCUCUCUCUCUCUCUUCGUGAAAUCAAUGAGUAUGGAGGCAUCGGAGCUACAUGAUCUCUCUGACGACGCCGAUUACGCUGCAUCUCAACAACAAGGAUCGGCUAGCAUGAUGCGCUGCGACAGCGAGAAGAGAAGUUCUUCUAGUGAACACGAAGGCGCUGAAUUGAUAUAUUUGAAGGAUAACGUCGCAAUUCAUCCCACACAGUUCGCAUCGGAGCGGAUUAGCGGUAGAUUGAAGUUAACUAAGCAAGAUUCUAUUCUCUUCCUGUCGUGGAUUCCGUACAAGGGACAAACCUCAAAUGCAAAGCUAUCAGAGAAAGAUAGGAGUCUUUAUACGAUCACAGCAGUUCCAUUCACUGAAGUGAGGUCCAUCAGGAGACACACUCCUGCUCUCGGAUGGCAGUAUGUAAUUGUUGUGCUGUCUUCUGGUCUUGCAUUUCCGCCUCUGUACUUCUAUAAUGGAGGAGUCAGGGAGUUUCUGGCCUUAGUGAAGCAACAUGUUUAUCUUGCAAGAUCGGGAGAAGAUGCAAAUGUGUUCCUUGUGAACGAUUUUCAGAGUCCCUUGCAGAGAACUCUUUCUUCAUUGGAGCUGCCAAGUUCACUGCCUGUUGCAAGUGGACAAUCUACAUACCCAUUAGACGGAGGAUCUUCUAGUGAUAGUCAAGGGAGAACAAGUGCAGGUGUUGAUAACAGAGUUUCCCAGUAUGUAUCGAGAAAGCAGAAGAGUCAUGAUCCUACUCGUGAUCUUUCAAUUCAUCUUCUAGAGAAGUUUUCUCUGGUUACUAAGUUUGCUCGAGAUACAACCACUCAGUUGUUUUCUGAAAACAAUGGCUUUGGUUCCGUUGACAAGAGAUGGAAUAACCAACCCGUGCAUAGUUAUUCUGAAAAGUUGACAAAUAUUGCCGAGGAAAAAGAUAAUGAAAACCAUCAUAGUUACCCUGAAAAGGAGCAUCUCAACGAUGAAGAAAUUAAUCUAGUUGAUGUCCCUGCUGAUCCCUUAGAGUUUAACAAGUUGAGUUUGGUGUGGGGAAAACCAAGGCAGCCACCAAUGGGGUCUAAAGAGUUAACAGCAUUCUUGGAUUCUGAAGGGCGAGUUGUGGAAUCAAAAGCCCUUAGAGAGAGAGUUUUCUAUGGAGGCAUUGAGCAUCAAUUGCGAAAAGAGGUCUGGCCCUUUCUCUUGGGAUAUUAUGCAUAUGACUCGACAUAUGCAGAGAGAGAAUAUCUUCGAUCUGUCAAACGGAUGGAAUAUGCAACAUUGAAACAGCAGUGGCAGAGCAUCUCCCCUGAACAAGCAAAAAGGUUCACCAAAUACCGGGAGAGGAAGGGACUGAUAGAUAAAGAUGUGGUAAGAACUGACAGGGCAUUUGAAUACUAUGAAGGGGAUGACAAUCUGAACGUCAAUAGCAUGCGUGAUAUUCUGUUGACCUACUCCUUCUACAACUUUGAUCUCGGUUACUGCCAGGGAAUGAGUGAUUAUCUGUCUCCUAUCUUGUUCGUGAUGGGGGAUGAAUCAGAAUCCUUUUGGUGUUUUGUGGCAUUGAUGGAACGCCUUGGACCCAACUUUAACCGUGAUCAGAAUGGGAUGCAUACUCAGCUCUUUGCACUCUCAAAGCUGGUGGAGUUGCUCGAUAGCCCGCUGCACAAUUACUUUAAGCAGAAUGACUGCUUGAAUUACUUCUUCUGUUUCCGCUGGAUCCUGAUUCAGUUUAAAAGGGAGUUUGAGUACGAGAAGACAAUGCAGCUAUGGGAGGUGUUAUGGACCCAGUACCUCACGGAACACCUUCACCUAUAUGUUUGUGUGGCGAUCCUGAAGCGAUGCCGCAGCAAGAUAAUGGGAGAACAGAUGGAUUUCGACACACUCUUAAAGUUCAUCAACGAGCUGUCUGGGCAUAUUGACCUCGAUUCGACAGUCAGAGACGCCGAAGCACUUUGCAUAUGUGCCGGUGAAAAUGGUGCUGCUAGUAUCCCUCCAGGAACACCUCCUUCAUUACCCCUUGACGAAGGUGUCUUAUAUCCUCAGGACGAUGAUGUUUUGUAAGUAGUACAAACUUUUCCUUUUUUUCUUUCAGUACAUGAUACCAAAAUUCGGAUUUCUUUUUUACGUAACAGUUAUUAAAAAAUCAAUGAACAUAUAUGCUUUCUUGGUUUCUUCAUCACUUGAUACCUCUGUAGUCGAAAAUAGUUGAUGAAAGUCUAUGCAAGAAUUUAUCCCUGGAGAUAAAUCAAAAGGAAGUUCUACAGCAGUGGAAAGAAAUCGGUUAAGGCAAAACAUGGGUCAAACACAAGAUUGUCAUAGCCAAAGCAGUUUGUCUCCUCCAUCCAGGUAGUGCCUUCUUCUUCUCCUUCUCCGUGGCUUCUUCUCGCUUCUGUAGACAUAACUGGCUUAUCGGCCAAAGGAGCGGCUUCGACUGAUUCAGGUGCAUUCUGUUUCCUGGAAUUGGAUUUCUUGUUUAAAUGUGUAUUCCAGUAGUUCUUGACUUCGUUGUCAGUGCGACCUGGAAGACGACCAGCGAUCAACGACCAUCUGCUACAAAAGAAGCUUAUGCAUGCGGAUGAUGAGGUCUUGUUCUUGAGGUGACAUGCCUCCUCUUUUGAUAUUUGGUCUCAGAUAAUUCUUCCAUCUCAACCUACAGCUUUUCCCUCCUCUCUUCAAUCCGGAUCUACGAGAGAUGUCUGCCCAGUUUCCUUCUCCAUGAGUCUCGAUAUAGCUUCUCAAUAUCAUGUCUUCUUCAGGUUUCCACAACCCUCUUUUCACAUGAGACUUGCCUUCUUCUUCGUCUCUCCUUUUCUCCAUUCUUUUUUCUUCUUCUUUUGCCUCCACCACAGUUUUUGCAAGUGAGACAGGCGUGUUUGUUAUAAUAUGCGAAUAAAGUGGGAGUUUUUCCCAACUUUAACUCUUACAUGUGGGGGC